This is a messenger RNA of Lachancea meyersii CBS 8951, 1851 nucleotides long. NCBI's taxonomy places the organism in Eukaryota, Fungi, Ascomycota, Saccharomycetes, Saccharomycetales, Saccharomycetaceae. The record is from the annotation of a GenBank genome assembly.
AUGGAACCGAAUAUUGAGGUUAACUUGGAUAACGUUUUUUUCAAAUCGUACACGGUGGACCCGAAUUGUCAAUGUCCUAUAUUCGUAUUUGACUCGACGUAUUUGCCGUCUACAGAUCAAAUUGAAGACCGAGAGGUCUAUGAUCUGCUUAUUAAUGAGACAAUGAACAAACUUGUGGCAAAACUGCCAGACACGCCGUUUUCACUGGUCGUGUUCAGCUCUGGAUUCUCUCAAAAUAACAUCAGCUGGAUAUACGGCGUGAAGAUGUAUUCCAAAAUUCCUAAAACCACACGGGCAAAAAUACGGAAAUUUAUGAUCGUCCACGAGUCGCUUUUUGUGCGUACUGUUUAUCAGGUGCUUUCCAAUGCGCUCAAUAUCAACCCUUUCAAAGCGAAACAGUCGUCGUCUGACAGCAUUAUAAUACAGCAUUUAUCGAACCUAGAAGAGCUUGCCGGCGUGGUUGACAUCACAAAGCUUCGAAUGUCUCUGAACGUCUACUUGUACGACUACCAUCUGACAGAGACAACAGAUAUUUCGUACUCACCACGGGACCCCAAAUCAGCACUGGCAAAUCGACAAUACCGACAGUUGGUGUUCGAUAAGAUUUUCAAGAGGCUACGAAUUGAAGCACCUCGGCACCAACUCGUUUUUCAACGACCCGGUUCUUACCAAAAAGUGAACAUCCUGUUAGGAGUAAUUGCCAGAAAUAACUACGUCGACCUGUCGCAAUGGGACAUAUACUCAUUGGGGACCAUUUUCCUCAAUUUCAUCAAGGGCAAAUCGAAACCCAUUUUUUCUAUUGACUUGAUACCACUGCCGAUAAGUGAAUGCGUGGAUUACACUUACAAUACCUUUGUCAACAUGAUGAUGCACAAUGGAUACUACGAAUUGACUUCAUACAUAUUCGAGCUAUUCCUGGCACUGCUGGACAAUUCAGAAACUACUUUGCACGACUACAAGUCACUGAGCAAGUGUCUGACACCAACUUUGUAUCACGAAAAAGUAUCCAUGAAAUCUUCGGACAGGUUGGCCAUUGGGUAUAGAUACACUAACAACGUCUUGAUGCAUUUCAGAGAACUCAAACAACGCAUUGAGCUGACUGGCGACCUGGCAGCACCUUCGAUCCAGGCCGUAAAUGCGAAUCUACCUUCGCGUCUGGCAAAUAACGCUCCGAAAGUUCCACCACCCAGAAAAGCCAGCCCUGUGAGAAGCACUUCAUCAAGGGCAAUGAGUCCCACGCGAUCGACUUCAUCUAGUGUAACACAUUUUGACAAGUCUGCAGACGCACCCACCCGCGCACCACCUCUGCCAAGAAGAGCUGAUCAAGAAUCUCAGCAAGAGAUUCGGCAAAGCUCAACACCGAUCUUGCGGCCAGAUUCACCAUCGGUCACUUCAACAGACUCUUUCAACACGGAAAACUCAAUGCCGUCGAGUGCAGCAACUAAUGAUGAUUUGUACUCUGAGGAAGCUGUAGAGUUUCAUCAAAAACUUACGCUCAGCCCACGUAUUGCUAGUGGAUCUUCCAUUCAUUUCGAUGAAUCGGGUACAAACACUGAACUACGGCUCAUUUCUGAAGAGGCUGUACGGUCUCGCCCACGAGUUCCAAAUAACGAAUUUGAGAUCGACCAGAGCAAGAUGAACCUACUACUUAAAAACAAUGAGAAAAUCAGAAAGUUUGACAAAGAGCUGAGAAAAAAGAAGCAACAGGCUGCUGAUCCAAACUUCAGUAGCUCUCCUAGUAAAGGCUAUUCAGACAUCAGAGCAGGAAACAAAGUAAGCCAACUUGCAGCGUUAUACGAAGAGAGGCUGAUUGGAAUACGAGUCAUGGAAGAUAUGCGCAGAAACCAGUAA